Molecule: messenger RNA, 1962 nt
Organism: Aspergillus uvarum CBS 121591
Lineage: Eukaryota; Fungi; Ascomycota; Eurotiomycetes; Eurotiales; Aspergillaceae
Product: putative mRNA cleavage factor complex component Pcf11
Exons: 6
Coding region: 1-1962 (653 amino acids)
Biological process (GO): termination of RNA polymerase II transcription
Cellular component (GO): cytoplasm; mRNA cleavage factor complex
Molecular function (GO): RNA polymerase II complex binding; mRNA binding
Source: RefSeq, a predicted model, not a curated record
AUGUCUUCUGGGCUGGCCUCCGACGAGGUGGCCGAGGAUUACAAGAACUCCUUGGAAGAUCUAACCACAAACGACAGGUUCCAGAUCAGCAAUCUUACGGUCAUUGCGAAAGAGAACACAGAGCAUGCAAUGGCCAUCUCCCGCGUGCUGGAGAAUCACAUUCGAACAACACCGCCGGCUCAGAAGCUGCCUGCCUUGUAUGUAGUCGACUCGAUCGUCAAGAACGUAGGGACGCCCUACACCUUGUUUCUGGGUCGCAACAUGUAUCAGACAUUCAUGAAUGCCUAUACGUUGGUGGAUUCGCAGACUCGUCGCAAGCUUGAUGAGAUGCUCAAAACAUGGAAAGAGCCUGUCCCCGGUUCCUUAGACACCAGGCCCGUGUUCCCUCCAGAAAUCACGCGCAGUAUCGAAAGUGCAUUGAUCAAGGCAAGGACCGCAGCCCUUCAGCAACAGCAAGCCCGAAGCCAGCAGGAAAUCCUCACGCGUGGUCGAAAUGGGACCCCUCCCGGCUGGUCCAAUACUCCAACACCACCACAGAACCUGGCCCGGCACCCGCCAGCGUCGAGUCAAACCGUGCCAGCUCCUUACCAACGGAAUGGCGCAAGUCAUGCAUAUCCGCCCUCGGGGGACACGCAUACUGCACGCGCCGCGCCAACUGCGCAAAUUCACCAACGCUCGGAAAUCGAUCUAUCGGGCUUGAACCGGGAUAUUGAAUCCUUGAUUGCCGCAGCCCGCUGUGCUUUCGCCACCAACCCUCUCGAUCCGGCCGUGCAGCAACGAUUGAAAGCUCUCCUCGAUCUGCAGGGCAUCUUACAACGCCAAGAGCUCACCCAAGAGCAAUUGAGGUUGGUUCGUGAUCAGGUAUCAGCCCUGGCACCGAAACCUGUCAUCCCGGUACCUCAAGCCCAAAAUAUCCCGGCUGUUUCGAUGCCUCCUGUGGCCGCUGCCCCACCAGCCCAAACGCAUUCGCAGCCUCUCCAGCAAUUGCUGAAUCCGGGUAUGCUCGCCGGGCUUAUCAAGGCCACCGCUGCACGUCAACAGCCCACCCCACCGCCUCAAUUGGCCGGGAUUUUGCCGCAGAUACCGAUUCUGAACAGCACGCCCCAGCCCGCUGUUCCCGCGACAAAGGAGAGCCCUCUCAUUGCGGCUUUGCGGGCGCAGGGGCUGUUACCACCAGCGUCAGCACCUCCAACUGCGUCCACCAUUCCUCCUCCUAACAUUGCGUCUGCCUUCCCACUCAUCGUGCCUGGCCAGGUGCGACAUACACCGCCUGUACCCACACCGCAGGCUCAGGGUAAUGCCGAAGGGCAGAUGGAUGUGCAGAUGAAUACCAUGUCCAUGAAGAUCCCACGAUACACCCUGGUUACCACUCUCUAUGAAAUGCGCACCAAUCGAUGUGGGACGUGUGGCCGUAGAUUUUUCGCGACUGAAGAAGGGAAGGAAAAGAAGGCGCGUCACCUGGAUUGGCACUUUCGGACUAACCAACGAAUGUCCGACGCUGCCAAGCGGGCCCAAAAUCGAAGUUGGUACGUUGACGAACGGGAUUGGAUCAAAUCCCGAGAAGCAGGAGACGACCAGAAUCCUGCAGACACGGAAGCCUCUGGUGACACCGCCGAUGGACAUGAUGGCAGUGUAGCGAAAAAGGGACCGUCCAAGCCUUGGAUCCGCGCGCCCAAUGAUGCGACUUUGCGGAAUACUCCUUGUCCAAUCUGUCAGGAGAAGUUUGAAUCCACCUGGUCCGAGGAUGUACAAGAUUGGAUUUGGCAGGAUGCAACCAAUGUUGGGAGUCGUGUUUACCAUGCUAGCUGCUAUGCUGAAGUGACCAAGGAGGGACCAACGCCAGCUAAUCGGGGGGCGCCACUGGCACGCACCGGGACUCCAGACUCUGUGCUGGGUAAACGCAAGGCAGAGGUGGCCAAUUCCCCGGGUUCGAAUGUACGGAUCAAAACAGAGCCCAUCUGA